CGCAUGCGCGUUCAUUCAAAUAUGGCGGCGCUCGCAGGAGGGAGCUUGGUGGAGGCGUUGGGCCCCAGGGAAGCCUCGGCCGUCGCCCACGCGCUCUCUCUGCCGCCUGAGGCUUACGGCAACGACCCCCGUGUGGAGGCAGCGUGGGCUGCGAAGGCCUUCCAGCAUGCUCAGGUCUACUACAAUCUCAUUUCUUCAGUAGAUCCAAGGUUCCUGAAUCUGACCAAAACCGAUGACCUGAUCUACAGCGAGUUCCGGAAGGCCUUUCCUGACCUUAAAAUCGACCUGCUAGACGAAGAGGACCUAAAGUCUGACCCUGCCAAGGAGAAAUGGCGUCCGUUCUGCAUGCAGUUUGAUGGGGUGGUGGAGGACUUCAACUAUGGCACCCUCCUCAGGCUGGACUGCAACAAGGAAUACACUGAGGAGAACACGAUAUUUGCCACAAGGAUCCAGUUCUUUGCCAUUGAAAUCGCCCGCAAUCGAGAGGGAUACAACUGCGCUGUUUAUACCCGCAGCAGGAAAGCAGACGCAGGCUCAGAAGAAGCCAACUCCACAUGAGACAAAACAGUGUGUUCAAGAGGAAAAGGGACCCUAAUUGUGCUCCAGCCUCUACUCCAGCUGAGUCACAGACUGUCCUUGAGGCCCGGCCAAGUACAGAACGCAGAGGCCAAAAGGACCUUCGUUAUGGAUAGAACAGGGGGGUGUUCGAGGGCUCACCGCUAGCAGGGGGCUCUAAUAACUUCUGCUGCCUGAAUACUCUGCCAGAGAAUAUUAAACGGUAAUAAGCAAGA
Messenger RNA from Anolis sagrei ordinatus, 791 nucleotides. It is a transcript of the gene PBDC1, whose product is annotated as polysaccharide biosynthesis domain containing 1. The record is from RefSeq and is a predicted model, not a curated record. NCBI's taxonomy places the organism in Eukaryota, Metazoa, Chordata, Lepidosauria, Squamata, Anolidae. Gene Ontology annotation, cellular component: cytoplasm.